Messenger RNA from Lipotes vexillifer (Yangtze River dolphin), 1865 nucleotides. RefSeq names its product pleckstrin homology and coiled-coil domain containing D1 (gene PLEKHD1). NCBI's taxonomy places the organism in Eukaryota, Metazoa, Chordata, Mammalia, Artiodactyla, Lipotidae. Bases 1 to 1521 code for a protein of 506 amino acids. The record is from RefSeq and is a predicted model, not a curated record. The transcript is spliced from 13 exons.
AUGUUCACGUCCAAGUCCAACUCGGUGUCGCCCUCGCCGUCUCUGGAGCAGGCUGACUCGGACGCGCUGGACAUCAGCACCAAAGUGCAGCUCUAUGGUGUGCUGUGGAAGCGGCCCUUCGGGAGGCCGUCGGCCAAGUGGUCCCGACGGUUUUUCAUCAUCAAAGAGAGCUUUCUUCUUUACUACUCUGAGAGUGAAAAAAAGAGCUUUGAAACCAACAAAUAUUUCAAUAUACAUCCUAAGGGUGUCAUCCCUCUGGGGGGCUGCCUGGUGGAGGCUAAGGAAGAGCCCAGCAUGCCCUAUGCCAUGAAAAUCUCCCACCAGGAUUUCCACGGGAACAUCUUGCUGGCUGCCGAGUCGGAGUUUGAGCAGACCCAGUGGCUGGAUAUGCUGCAGGAGUCUGGGAAGGUGACUUGGAAGAAUGCCCAGCUGGGAGAAGCCAUGAUCAAAAGCCUAGAGGCCCAGGGGCUGCAGCUGGCCAAGGAGAAGCAGGAGUAUUUAGACAAACUGAUGGAAGAGACUGAAGAACUCUGCCUUCAGAGGGAGCAGAGAGAGGAGCUUGAGCGCCUGAACCAGGUGCUGGAGGCCGAGAAGCAGCAGUUUGAGGAGGUGGUACAGGAGCUGAAGAUGGAACAGGAGCAGAUCAAGAGGGAGCUAGAACUGACUGCAAGAUGCCUCAAGGGUGUGGAGCAAGAGAAAAAGGAGCUGAGGCGCCUCACAGAGUCCUUACAGCAGAUGCUGGAGGAACUCUCCAUAGAGAAGAGGAAAACCCUGGAAAUGCUGGAGGAGAAUGAGAAGCAGCUGCAGACACUGGCCAAUCAGAGCGAGCAGCCCCCUCCCAGCGGGGGUCUCCAUAGCAACCUGAGGCAGAUAGAGGAGAAGAUGCAGCAGCUCUUAGAGGAGAAGCUCCUGGCGGAGGCGCGGAUGAAGGAGAACGAGGAACGCUCGCGUGCCCUGGAGGAGGAACGGGAGUUCUAUUCCAGCCAAUCCCAGGCGCUGCAGAACUCGCUGCAGGAGCUGACGGCGGAGAAGCAGCAGGCCGAGCGCGAGCUCAAGGCUGAGGUGAAGGUCCGCGUGGAGCUGGAGAGGCGUCUGCGGGAGGCAGAGGGCGCCUUGCGGAGCCUGGAACAAGGGCUCAACUCCAAGGUGCGGAACAAGCAGAAGGAAGAGAGGAUGCGGGCCGACGUGAGCCGCCUGAAGAGGUUCUUUGAAGAGUGCAUCCGGAAUGCGGAGCUGGAGGCCAAGAUGCCGGUCAUCAUGAAGAACUCCGUGUACAUCCACAAGGCGGCCACUCGCCGCAUCAAGAGCUGCCGCUUCCACCGGCGCCGGUCCAGCACCUCCUGGAAUGACGUGAAGCCGUCCCAGUCCUUCAUGACCUCCCAGCUGGAAGCUAACAACAUGGAGGAGCUGAAGGAGGUGGCCAAGCGGCUCAGCCGGGACCAGCGCUUCCGAGAAUCCAUCUACCACAUCAUGGCGACCCAGCCUGGAGCCCCCUCUGCGCUUCCCCCGGUGGCAAAGUGAUGGGCGCCCCUCCCGCCGCCCAGGUCCUUCCUCACUGGGGGCAGGAGGGAGGGGGAGGGAGAGGCCUGAGUCUCCGCGGCUCCUCUCUGCCAGCGCUCCACGUGGGGGCCGGCCUCACCCGCAAAGGACAGGGGCGCCACCUCCCUCACCCUCACCCCAGACCCUACCCUUGGGUCAGGUCAGGCCAAGCUGGGUGCCACCUGGUUGUCAUGGUGAAGCGAGGAUGGGUCCUGGCGGCACAGAGAGACUUUUCUGGCCGGGGAGCGGGCUGGGCAGGGCCCACCACCUUCUGCCGCACCCGCUGUGCUUCUCUCGUGACUCUGCCGCCCUCCCCACCUUGACCC